Messenger RNA from Suillus plorans, 342 nucleotides. RefSeq lists its product as uncharacterized. The record is from RefSeq and is a predicted model, not a curated record. Lineage: Eukaryota; Fungi; Basidiomycota; Agaricomycetes; Boletales; Suillaceae. The transcript has a single exon. The annotation marks the transcript as partial.
CUACGCUCAGUAACGCAAUACCGAAACGGAGGCACCAUCAUCGAAAUGAUCGCAGAAGAAGCAGCUGUAUAUAUCAAACGACAGGAAAUCAAAGAUGAAUUCAUCAAGGCUCUCGAUCCGACUGCAGUUAUAAAAGACCGAGCCUAUCCGGUAAUUAUCCAAUUCGUUCCACUGACCUUCAACCCUAGCGACCAAACCCAAAUUCAAGACAUGGAGCAAGAGAACAAAUGGGAACCGGGAACGAUCACCUCAGCCAAAUGGGUCAAACCACCAUCGAAAUGUUCUCCCACUCAACAAGUAGCCCACCUUCUCAUCACACUUAAGGACCCCAACACCGCCAAC